GAAUAUACAGGUAUUUUACUUCUUUCAAAAUACUACCACUUAUCUGUUCAGACAUUGUAAUUAAAUAAUAUCAAUAUUAUCAUGUCAUGAUAAGCGAAUUAUUUGUAGACUAGGUUUCGACAGCUACAGCAGUCAUCGACGGGCUGUAGCUGUCAAAACGUAGUCUAGAUUAAACUCACUUGUUCACGACGUGGUAAUAUUGAUAUUAUUCAUUAUUUUAAUUUCGUUAUCAACUUGUAACAUGCACAGUCUGAUGAUAUAUAUUCUAUAUUUUAUUUCUGUCAGGAGAUGUUUCUUUCUUCUGAAAAGCGAUCCACUUUUAUUUGCUGGCAGAAGAUUUAGUAGUGGACGACGAUUUGUGAGUACUAGAAGACGUUUCGUGAACACCAGAAGACGUUUCGUCAACACCAGAAGACGUUUUGUCAACACUAGAAGACGCUUCGUCAACACCAGAAGACGCUUCGUCAACACCAGAAGACGUUUCGUCAACUCCAGAAGACGAUUCGUCAACACCAGAAGACGUUUCGUCAAUACCAGAAGACGUUUCGUCAACACUAGGAGACGAUUCGUCAACACCAGAAGACGUUUCGUCAACACUAGAAGACGCUUCGUCAACACCAGGAGACGUUUCGUCAACACCAGAAGACGUUUCGUCAAUACAAGAAGACGUUCCGUCAACACUAGGAGACGAUUCGUCAACACUAGAAGACGCUUCGUCAACACCAGAAGACGAUUCGUCAACACCAGAAGACGUUUCGUCAACACUAGAAGACGAUUUACUAACACAAGAAGAAGAUUUAGCACAAAAGUGAAAACUGAGGGCGCACCAAAGGUUUCAGACAACGCAGGAAGGCUGUGGGAAAAUUAGUAAAGUUUGGAUACAAGCUUUACAAGUCUUAUAAAUCAAAAAAUGCAAUCAACCAAGCGUUAAAAGGAUCUCGGAUCAUCAACAAUAAAAAGAAAGGAUUCACCAUCUCUCAAAGUAAACUAACCUAUAGAAAAGCAGAGAAGUUAUUUCGUGAAACUGUGGAAGAGGUAACUAAAAGUGGCAAAGGAAUAACUGUUGGACGCACAUACGAUGGCAGAACAUUGACGUUGCGUCGAAUUGGUAAUAAUGGCAACACCUUGGAUAUCAAGGACGCGAGUGGACACAUAACAAAGCUCAGAUUGCAAUAAUCAGUUAUUUUUCAUCAUGAAGCUAUUACACUUUAUUUGUUUUUUCGUUAACACUAUCUUAAAUGUUUGUUUUAUUAAAUAUACAAGGUUUUAACCAUUGGCAAAUUUUAGCUGAACCUUGUU
Hydractinia symbiolongicarpus is the source of this 1299-nucleotide messenger RNA. RefSeq lists its product as uncharacterized. NCBI's taxonomy places the organism in Eukaryota, Metazoa, Cnidaria, Hydrozoa, Anthoathecata, Hydractiniidae. The record is from RefSeq and is a predicted model, not a curated record. Bases 242 to 868 code for a protein of 208 amino acids. The transcript has 2 exons.